Molecule: messenger RNA, 855 nt
Organism: Lachancea mirantina
Lineage: Eukaryota; Fungi; Ascomycota; Saccharomycetes; Saccharomycetales; Saccharomycetaceae
Source: the annotation of a GenBank genome assembly
AUGGACGGGAAAAGAGAUUCUAACACUGGCCGAGAACUUUUUGACGAGUCUCAAUACAAUGAGGAAGAUGAUCAAGAUUUUGUGCUGGAAGAUGGCGAGCAGGUUACAGCAAAUGUUGGAUCUGAUAUUGAUGAUGAAGACGAUUACGAGGAAAAUGGUGGUGAAGAUGAUUCGGCCAAACGUCAGAAGGUCAACUACUCUUCUAUUGAAAACGAACAAGGUGGAUUGAUUAAGACGAGAUAUGCCCGGAAAGUCGAGGAAGAACUGGGCAGGAAACAGAAGUACGAAUGUCUACGAGGUGAGGGUGUUAGUGAAGAGACGAACAAUAUAUGGGAAGACUUGCAGCGAGAGAGCCGAAACAGAAGCCAGAAAAGAUCAUCUAUAAUGAGUUUGCAGCCGAUAUCAAGUACUGAUGCGCUUAUGGGAGAAGAGCAGGUUUUGAUAGAACGCAGCUUUAAGUUUGCCAACGAAGUGGUGCACGAGAAGAAAUGGGUUCCUAAAUCCAGUGCUGGAGGCUAUGAGUUUUUAAGAACUCAAAAAGCGAAGAAUUCAAGAGAUGUGAACGAGGUCAAGAAAGCUACAAAUGACUACGGUAUGACUUUGAGGCGACCUUUGAAAAGACCGCCUAUACUUGAACAAAUCAUAGCAGGCGCUUUGAAGCCGAAGUUGACAACACUUGAGAAAUCGAAGCUUGAUUGGGUUGCGUACGUUGACAAAGAAGGUAUUAAUGAGGAACUGACGCUACACAACAAAGACGGUUAUUUGGCUAAACAAGACUUUUUAUCGAGAGUCGAAACUUUUAAAGAUAAUCAGUACAGGGAAAUGAGAAGAAAGCAAAUACAACAAAACGAUUAA